UAGCCUUCCGCUUUAUGCUGAUAUGGCAAACUACGUACUUUACAUUAAUUUUACUUGUUAAUAUUAACAUUUUCUUAUUGAAAAAAUAAUCAAGUUCAACAUCUUGUAAUUUUCAUUCGAUUGUGAUUUAUCGCACCUAAGGCAAUUAUUAAUUUUUUUUUAAAUAAUUAAACUGAAUAAGAAGAUCUAAGAAAUGGAGGUGCAAGAUAAAUGCGUGAUUUGCCAAAUCAGCAUGAAGCGGAAGACUAUAGUCCGCAUUUUACCGUGCAAACAUUUGUUACAUGCGUUAUGUUCAAAGGAGAUUGUGGAAUCUGGGUCUUGUCCGAUUUGCAGACAAGUUAUUACUGAAACUGAAGCGGUUCAGCGCAAAAAAUAUAAAGCCUACACGAGCCAGGACAGGAGCAGAAUUGUAGAAGCUGCAAAUAGGAACGAGGACUGGGUAGGAUUGGCAGGAUCAUUGGGCGUAAACUACAAAACGGCCUAUACAUGGGUGACGUCCGGAAGAGACAACUCGCUCCAAAGGGGAGGAAGAAAAGCGAAGUACCUUACAGACGGGGAAUUGGACAGUGUAAUAAAAUGGGUAGAAGAGGACUGCACGGUAACGCUAAAGAAAUUAAAGACUAAAGUUCGGAAUGCUUUCCAAAAAGAUGUCUCAACCUCCACAAUGGGAAAUCAUUUGCAAGGUAGAUUGUAUACAAUUAAAAGUAUACACCACCAGCCAGCAACCAUUAACAGUGCCGUAAACAAGGCCAAGCGCGCGGAAUACGUAACAACGUUGAAUUCAUAUAUACAAGCCGGAAAGCAAGUGAUAUAUAUCGAUGAAACAAACUUCAAUUUGUUCUGUCGUCGUAAACGGGGUCGCGCUCGCUCUGGAUGUAGAGCAGUUCAAAUACUACCAGCUGCGCGAGGACCAAACAUUCACCUGAUUGGAGCUAUUGCCACUUGCGUAGUAGCGAUGGAGCGCCGUCGCGGAUCCUUUAAAGCUUCGGACGCAUGUCAGUGGAUCCAUACAGUGAUACAGAAGUGGGUUGACUUGGGUAACAACCUCGGGGAUCUGGUUGUUGUAUGCGAUAACGCUCCGUGCCACUCCCACUUAGAAAGUGCAAUCAACAACUUUAACGCGACAGACAAAGCAACGCUCCUACGUCUUGGACCAUAUUCGCCAAUGUUGACUCCAAUUGAGAAUAUUUGGUCUAUGUAA
This is a messenger RNA of Rhagoletis pomonella (apple maggot), 1201 nucleotides long. RefSeq lists its product as uncharacterized. Bases 194 to 1201 code for a protein of 335 amino acids. The record is from RefSeq and is a predicted model, not a curated record. NCBI's taxonomy places the organism in Eukaryota, Metazoa, Arthropoda, Insecta, Diptera, Tephritidae. The transcript is spliced from 2 exons. Gene Ontology annotation, molecular function: nucleic acid binding.